AUUUUCCAAAACCUUUACCCCCUUACUCUCAUUUUCAGCGCCAUCGCCGCCGCUACCUCUGCCGCCGACGCCAUGAACCUCUCAUCGUCCUCCUCUUUAAGACUCGAUACUAACUCCAUUUCCACCAGAGCAGCUGUAGCAGUCCCAUUCAAUGGACCCCAAUCUUACCGAAUUCCCUUUGGCGGGACGGGUCUGAGGAAAGUGGUAAAGUUCAGCCCCGCUUGCUCCUCUGCAGCCAAGCCGGUGGAUGCUGUGGUGGAUAAGCAGCCGCAGAAGGUGGGUGAGUUGGGCGCCCGUGGGCUGAGUCGAAUUGAGUCCCUGAGUCAAGUUUCGGGGGUGCUGGGUUGCCAAUGGGGCGAUGAAGGGAAAGGAAAGCUCGUUGAUAUUUUAGCUGAGCAUUUCGACGUCGUUGCUCGAUGUCAGGGUGGAGCUAAUGCUGGACACACUAUAUAUAACUCAGAAGGCAAAAAAUUUGCCCUUCACCUUAUUCCUUCAGGAAUUCUUAAUGAGGAACCCCUCUGUGUUAUUGGCAAUGGCGUUGUGGUGCACCUGCCAGGAUUCUUUAAAGAAAUAGACAGUCUUGAAUCUAAUGGAGUCUCUUGUAAAGGAAGGAUCUUGGUAUCUGAUCGUGCUCACUUGUUAUUUGAUUUUCAUCAAGUUGUUGAUGAACUUAGAGAAGCUGAGCUUGCCAAAUCCUUUAUUGGAACCACCCGGAGAGGCAUUGGACCUUGCUAUUCAAGCAAAGUUAUCCGGAAUGGUAUAAGAGUAAGUGACUUGAGGCAUAUGGAUACUUUUCCACAGAAGCUUGAUCUUUUAUUAUCAGAUGCAGCUUCAAGGUUCCAAGGUUUUAACUAUGGCCCUGACAUGCUCAGGGAAGAAGUUGAACGGUACAAGAGAUUUGCUGAGAGGUUGGAACCCUUUGUCGCUGAUACUGUGCAUGUCAUGAAUGAAGCUAUCUCUCAAAAGAAGAAAAUUUUAGUGGAAGGUGGUCAGGCAACCAUGUUAGAUGUUGACUUUGGAACAUAUCCAUUUGUAACUUCUUCCAGUCCUUCAGCUGGAGGUAUCUGUACUGGUCUUGGAAUUGCUCCUAGAGCAGUUGGUGAUCUUAUUGGAGUGGUUAAAGCCUACACUACUAGAGUUGGUUCAGGACCCUUUCCAACAGAAAUUUUGGGGAAAGGUGGCGACCUUCUUAGGUUUGCUGGACAAGAAUUUGGCACAACAACUGGUCGCCCUCGUCGUUGUGGCUGGCUUGACAUAGUUGCUCUCAGAUACUGCUGCCAAAUCAAUGGCUUUUCUUCUCUGAACCUCACCAAACUUGAUGUUUUAUCAGAUCUACCUGAAAUUCAGUUAGGUGUUUCAUAUGGACAAAUUGAUGGUGCUCCAAUCAAAUCAUUCCCUGCAGAUCUUCGAGUUUUGGAGCAAGUCAAAGUGGAAUAUGAAGUUUUGCCAGGGUGGCAGUGUGAUAUAUCUUCUAUCAGAAACUACUCGGAUCUACCCAAGGCUGCACAUCAGUAUGUUGAAAGGAUAGAAGAACUUGUGGGUGUACCCAUUCAUUACAUUGGUGUCGGGCCAGGACGUGAUUCCCUUAUAUACAAAUGAGGUUUUGAAGCUCUGCUUAGGGUCUCCUUGAUGAGAUUAUCACUUUGCCACAGCCGUGGCAGGAAUAGUGCCCCUAUUUUUUGAAUGGCUAAGGUUAUCAAUUUGGUGACAUUAUGUAUGUAUUCGUCAUUUACGAAGGCUGCUCUGAAUUUCCAUGUAGUGAAUUCUCAUUCAAGUUGAGCCUUUAAGGAAAUUCUGUAGGUUGAUGUAUUGUCGAAGGCAAAGACACAUUAGAAAGCAAAUUCGAGUUGUUUGGGGUGGCUGCAGCAGAGGGUGGCAACAAGGUUCUAGGGAGCUCCAGUAUUUGAAUGAUUCAGUUGCAGAGCAACCUGCAUAUAUUAGAUUCGAAUGCUUGUUUUCGGUUGUUGUCCUGUUAACUUAGUAUCCUGGUUUUGCAGAACUACUUUAGCAAUAAAUAACAAAUCUUCAGUUGACAAAAGCAA
Coffea arabica (coffee) is the source of this 2042-nucleotide messenger RNA. RefSeq names its product adenylosuccinate synthetase 2, chloroplastic. The record is from RefSeq and is a predicted model, not a curated record. Gene Ontology annotation, cellular component: cytoplasm. NCBI's taxonomy places the organism in Eukaryota, Viridiplantae, Streptophyta, Magnoliopsida, Gentianales, Rubiaceae. Gene Ontology annotation, biological process: IMP metabolic process; 'de novo' AMP biosynthetic process. Gene Ontology annotation, molecular function: adenylosuccinate synthase activity; GTP binding.